Diatraea saccharalis (sugarcane borer) is the source of this 2452-nucleotide messenger RNA. The record is from the annotation of a GenBank genome assembly. NCBI's taxonomy places the organism in Eukaryota, Metazoa, Arthropoda, Insecta, Lepidoptera, Crambidae.
GUGACUUGUGUGUGUUGUUGUUGCCUAUAGCUCAAAAAUUGAGGUUUCUUAUUAAAUUCAGAUAAAAUUUGCUUGUUUACAAAUUUAUUAUUAUUACUUACUUUUAAUUUUUAAAUGGUGAAGUGAUUAAAUCGGCAGCUAAUGUGAUUAUCUUAAUUUAAUUUACGAGUAAAUGAAAGAGUUACUUAGGAAUUUCUGAGUAGGUUGAUAAAUUAGUAUUCAAUUUGUGUUCUUUACGUAUACAACACAACAGACACUACCUGACCAAAGGUUCGUUGUUUUUAUCUUUUAUUAUACAUCCUUAUCGACGAUUGUUGUCAUAUUAUUACCUUAAAGCGAUAUGUACUUACAUGAAAAUCAAUGGAAAGUGCUUUGAUGCAACGUUUUAAUUUUCAAGUGUUAAAAUAAAGAGAAACUACUAUCAAUUUCCCUAUUUUAUCUAAUAAAAUAGAUUUCGUAUUUCAGGUCAUAGUAUCAUUAAAAAUGUUUUCUAAGAAAAAAAAGAAGCCACUUAUUUCACCACCAAGUAAUUUCGAGCAUCGAGUUCAUACAGGAUUUGAUAAAAGAGAAGGAAAGUUUGUGGGUUUACCAUUGCAAUGGGCAUCUCUUGUUGGCAAUAAUCAGAUAUUAAAGUCAACUAACAGACCUUUGCCUUUAGUUGAUCCAUCAGAAAUAACACCUACAGAAAUAUUAGACUUAAAAACUGUUGUAAGAGGUGACCAUAAAGUAACCACUGUAUCUUCAAUUAGUCGACCUGUAUCAGCAAAUGUGCCCAGAAUACCAGUUCAGAAUGGUGUUAUAUUGCCAAAGACAUCAAACGUUGCAAGGUCUAAUUCACUAAGAAGUUCAAGUCCUCCUAGGAUUCGGAGAGAAUUAAGGAAUCAGGCCAAUGUACCACCGGCAGUGCCUGAAGAGUCUCCACCGGUGCCACCAGCUCCUCAACAGUAUCCCAGCAUACAGAGAGAGCAAAGUACAUACAGUAUGAACAAACAGAUACCUGAAUCGCCAGUUGAUUGGUCUCAACAUUCUCACGAAGCUAUGGUUAGAGCUAUCCCAGAGAUGAAUGACAAUCAUCGUGUUACAAUGAUGUAUCAAAAUAUGCAGAAUGCUAACGUGCCUUAUCAACAUAAUCAUCCGCCUCAACCAAUGGUUCAUGGUAUGCAUCAAGGGCUCAAUGGAAAUAAUGUUAUUAUGAAUGAGAAUUACCCUAUGCCGAGACACCAGCACAAUAUCGCAACACCUGCAGCACCACAUUUGCCAUUGGCUGCAUCGAAACAUGAAUUGCGACUAACUCAUGAACAGUUCCGUGCGGCUCUCUGUUUGGUGGUGAGCGAAGGUGAUCCUCGCGCAUCUCUCACUGGCUUCAGCAAGAUCGGUGAAGGCAGCACGGGCGUCGUGUGUGCAGCCACCGAAAAGGAGACAGGUCGUCGGGUCGCCGUCAAGAUGAUGAACUUGAGGAAGCAGCAGCGACGCGAGCUCCUGUUCAACGAAGUGGUGAUAAUGCGCGACUAUCCACACCCUAAUAUAGUGGAAAUGCACGCUUCUUACCUGGUCGGUGACGAAUUGUGGGUGGUUAUGGAGUACAUGGCCGGUGGUGCGUUGACUGACAUAGUGACCAGGCACGCGGCACGUAUGGAACCAGAGCAGAUUGCUACUGUAUGCAAACAAUGUUUAAAGGCAUUGGCAUUUUUGCAUGCUCAAGGCGUGAUUCACAGAGACAUUAAGUCUGACUCUAUAUUGAUGACGGGUGAUGGUCGCGUGAAAUUAUCAGACUUCGGUUUUUGUGCUCAAGUGUCGCAGGAACUGCCAAAGCGUAAAUCCCUUGUGGGCACACCGUAUUGGAUGUCGCCAGAGGUUAUAUCGAGGUUGCCAUAUGGACCUGAGGUCGAUGUGUGGUCUCUAGGGAUCAUGGUUGUUGAAAUGGUGGACGGGGAACCGCCUUUCUUUAAUGAACCACCACUACAGGCAAUGCGUCGUAUCCGCGAUAUGCCGCCGCCUCGUCCCAGAUGCGCGUCCCGCUGCCCCCCGGACCUAAUAUCAUUCAUAGAGUGCGCUCUAGUUAGAGAUCCCGCACAGAGACAGUCGGCAUCGAGAUUGUUGCACCAUCCGUUCUUAAGAAGAGCCGGCCCCCCUGCUCUAUUAGUGCCGCUUAUGCCGCCAACUGAAACGCAGCGUUGAGUAAGUUGAAUUGUUUUUUCCACGUAACAGGUUAUUCUACUCUUUAAAAGUACUUUAAAAAACAAGUUUUUAUAUAUUUGAUAUAAAAUCGAAAUUAAAAUUUUGUUAAUACACGUGAAAACGCAGCCGCCAUUUUCAUGACGUCAUUUCGAUAUGUAUACAAAACAUAGAAUAUUUAAUGAAUAAAAGAAGUCAAUUACGCUAGAAAAGUAUCAAAAGUACGUUAUAGGUGUACAAGUCAAAGGGUAAAUGUUAUGAAUAUGCAUUGAAAUCU